Molecule: messenger RNA, 5254 nt
Organism: Helobdella robusta
Lineage: Eukaryota; Metazoa; Annelida; Clitellata; Rhynchobdellida; Glossiphoniidae
Exons: 30
Coding region: 1-4818 (1605 amino acids)
Biological process (GO): protein phosphorylation
Molecular function (GO): protein kinase activity; ATP binding; protein binding
Source: RefSeq, a predicted model, not a curated record
AUGUCUGGCCUUAUAACGAGCAUAAAAGUUCUUCAUGACGGUAAGUGUAGGCUUGAUUGGUCGCACCCUAUUGGCUACAAGCAACAAGGUGUUGUAUUAGAAAAGAGGAGAGGAAACUCUGAAGAAUGGACGAGUGUUGGUCAGAAGGUUCACUAUGGCAAGCUCUACAUUGAUGAUGGUGGAAAUGAUGAUGACGAUGACGACGACGAUGAUGAAGUUGUAGUUGAGUAUAGAGCUAGGCUGAACGACAGCGGCGAUGAUGAUAAUGAUGACGUUGUUGGCGAUGAUAGUGAUCAGAAGUUGUUUUCAUCUAAGCCGCCACACAGCGAGGGCAGCGAGCCACGCUUUUUAACCCCGCUAUCGAAUACGGACAUUAUGAUCGGCGGAGAGGCCGUCAUGGUGGCCAAAGUUGCCGGAAGCCCAUGGCCAACUGCGAAAUGGUUCUUAAACAAUAGUCCAGUUAUUGUAGCAGGAAGGAUAUCAAAAACGGAAAAUACCCAAACUGGAAUUUUCGAUCUAGUUAUCAAAGAUACAAAGUCGUCAGAUGCUGGUCUGAUCACGUGCGAGUUGAGUAAUUUUUUUGGUAAAGUUACGUCAUCGGCUAAACUUAAUGUUCUGGUUCGGCCAUCCUUUAGCCAAUCAACAUACGAGCUCAGCUUAUUGGUCGGCCAGUCAACCAAACAGAGGAUAGCAUUUUCUGGCUCGGCCCCGCACCGUUUCAAUCUUUCAAUUGACGACCUUGAAAUUGUAAAGAGAUCAGGAAGUGAGGUUAAUGAUGAUGGUGACGAUGAUCGCAAUGAAGAUGACGACGACGACGAUGAUGUCCCUAUCGAGGUUUUAUCCAAUGAAGACGAUGACUUUGUAACUCUAUAUAUUAAAAGAGCUUCCAUGAAGAUGAACGGAAGACAGUAUUCUCUUCAGCUCAGUAACAGCGUGGCAUCAGCUAACUGCCUCAUCAACAUCAUUGUAAAAGGACCGCCAGGAAAGUGCCUGGGCCCACUUAGGGUCGAUGACGUCAACAAAAACUCGUGCACUCUCUCCUGGCGACCUCCUCAAAUGGACGGCUUUAGUAAGAUACUCCAUUACGUCGUUGAGAAAAAUGAUGUGGAGAAAUCCUAUUGGACGACGGCGUGUUCCAAUGUCAAGACAAAAGAUAUCAAAAAAAUACCACUACAGACUACACAAGCCUCCAUAGACAACUUAAUAGAGGACAAAGUAUACAGAUUCAGAGUUUCCGCUGUUAAUAUCUAUGCCACACCGGCAAGUCCCGGCCAGCCAAUCAUAUCGAACGUUUCAAAAACGAGAGCCACAUUAACGUGGACUGCAUCGCCAUUGGUCGACCAACAACAAAGCCUGUGCAGUUGUACUGUUGAAAACUUAAUUGAGGGUCGCGUCUAUAAGUUUAGAGUCGUGCCUAGCAACGAGGCAGGCUCAGGAACCCCGUCUAAAUCAUCGCCGGCCGUAAAAAUCGAAGACCAAUUAGAAAUACCGACAUUCAAAGUUGCACUUCAGUCGAGUUACGAGGUCCUGGCGGAGAGGUAUAAAGGAAGCCAAAACCUCCUACCCACAGCAACAUCAGCAGCAACAAAAACAACCACAUCCUCCUCAUCAUUCUCAUCAUCAUCCUCAUCAUCUAAUUCCAACUCAACUAACGUACCGAAGUACGAAAUAACCAUUGAUGAUGGGGAGGCUGACUUCGAAAGCGUGCACACACUCACAAUUAAAAACCUGUCGGCAGAUGACGCCGACGAGUACAUGGUCAGGGCACAAAAUCUCCAGGGAAAUAAAACAUCAAGGACUAUUCUCGUCGUUAACGGUUGGGAAUUAGGAAUUGAAAUAUGCUCUUUUGGUGCUCCGCCCCGAAUCCACGUACCCCAGGCCUAUGAACAACCUCUGAUCCAGGACCGCGGGAGUCUGGCGAGUAUCAAGUUCUACUACUCUGCCACGCCUCUGCCCUCCAUUCAGUGGCUCAACAAACGAACCGGCGAGAAACUCUACGCCGCUGAGAGGCCGACGAUCGAUGACGUAGAUGAUGACGUCACCGAUAUCGACGACGCGUUCUACAGUAACGAUCCUUACUGCAGUAAUUCUUUGACGUCGUCGUCGUCCACUCUGUUUAACCGACAAUCGUCGUACGAUUAUCGGUCCAGACGUCGAUCAUCAAGUAGUCGGAUAUCUUUGUCUCGGUUGUCGUCGGUACCGGUUGGCUCGAAUGGCGUCACAUCCGGCAGUGCUAACUUCAAUACGGAAACGGUUCCGCGGUCGUUUAGUGAGCGGGUGAGGUUCGACAGUACCUCGAGGUUCGUGAUGAUGAGGCUGGAGAACUUGCAGUCGAAGGAUGCCGGCGAGUACGAUGUCGUGCUGACCAACAAGUAUGGGGAGGACCAGGCGACUGUUAAGAUCAAGAUUAAUGACGUUCCGGGAGUUCCGAGGAAUUUAACAUUUGAAGAGGUGACGGAUGGCUGCCUAAUUUUGAAGUGGGAUGAGCCGGAAGAGGAUGGCGGAAGUACGAUUACGCAAUACUUUGUGGAGAUUCUGCAUCAGGCCAGUGGAAAUAGUUAUGUGGAUAAUUCAAAAUGGCUACCCUAUUCUUUGACGAGGAUCACGAAAUGCAAAGUAGAGAACGUCCUACACAACAAAAUCUACCAACUACGCGUCGGGGCUUGUAAUGUUUUCGGGCGUGGCCAAACUUCUGAGCCAAUCAGAAUCGUUCCCGGACAAUCAGAUGACGUCAUCAAGGUUAAGAAGAUUAGCCAACUCGGUCAUAUAUUUGAAAUUGAAGAAACAUUAGCCAGUUCGGAGCAGGCAAAACUUGACCUAAUUACGGACAAACAGACCAGUAGAAGUUACCUUUGCGAGACCAUCAAACUAAACGACAACACGACUUCGGUCAAUCCGGAUCAGAUCCGGAUUAACCGGAAAUCCGUUAUGGAAGAAGCGGAAUUGAUGUCAAAGAUGAGUGGGAGUAAGAAAUUGCAAAAGCUGUGCGCAGUCUAUGAAGAUGAAGACGCAAUAUCUUUAGUUCUGGAAUUCCUAUCAGGUGAGGACAUACUUAGCAGACUGGCCAAUGAGAACGAGCGAACCACGGAAGAGGAUGUGGCCAGAUUAAUACGUCAGCUUUGCGAGGGUGUACAACAUCUGCACGAAAAUAACGCUGUACACCUUAACAUCAAACCGGAGAACCUAAUCUUCACGACUUCCAAAAGCCAGGACAUCAAGCUAACCAAUUUUUCCAAAUCUGCUCUAUUGGACCCCACCAAGCACAUCCCUGUUCUCAAGGUCAACGAAUGUCGCGACCUUGACCUUAAUUUUAUGGCGCCAGAGUUACUAAGCGACGGUGGAAAUGUCGGAUUUUAUUCGGAUAUGUGGGCUGUGGGCGUGAUCACCUAUGUCCUCUUGACAGGAAAAUUUCCAUUCGAGGCGAAGACCAGAGAAGAGAAAGUGGCAAAAAUUUUAUCCUGCAAAUAUUCUAUGGACCAUAAAAAAUUGAACGUUUCAGAAAGCGCCAAGGAUUUCGUUGCCAACUUAAUCGACAAAGAACCCAGCAUGCGCAUGACGUCACAAGAGGCCCUGGACCACCCUUGGCUCUGCCGGGAGUGCAAGUACUCAACGAAGCUGAUGGAGAAAGAGAGAUAUGUACAACUUUUAGAGAGUAUAGAGGAGGAAGUUGGAAAAAAAGAUUGCAGAAACAAAAACACUGAAAAAUUGUCCAUCGGAAAGCUAGUUGACGCGACAUCGCUGCUGAAAAAUACUAAAAAUAUUGUGUUACAUAAAGUCGAUCGUAAAGAAGUUCAACCCAGAUUCGUCUGGAAACCUCGCAACCAAUCAGCGAUUGAAGGGACCGUGGCUUCCUUCAAAUGCAAAAUUAUUUCGCCGGAAAAACUUACAGUCACAUGGUUCAAAGACUCAAACCCCAUACCAACAACAACAACAACAUCAUCGUCAUCAUCAACAACAAAAUACGUCACGACAAAUACCGGAAGUUACUACGAGCUAAAAAUAAACAAAGUGACGUCAUCGUCGGACAGGGGCGAGUAUGUCGUUAGGGCCGAAAAUGUCUACGGAAGGGUAGAAGAGGCCGCGCUGCUCUCUAUCGAAGCUGGAAAAAUGACGUCAUCACCAUCAUCAUCGUCGUCGUCGUACUCAAAAAAAUCUCCGGUACUAAGAUCUCACAGCCUAGAACCAUCAUCAUCAUCGUCAUCAUCAUCAUCAUCGUCGACUGCAACUAAAAGUGAAGUUGGAAGAGAGCCUGAGUUCACGUUCGCACUGCGAGAUAGAUCUAUUCAGGAGGGUACGGCCUUUAAAUUGAGCAGCUGCGUCGAGGGUCAACCCUCUCCCAAGAUCACGUGGUACAAAGAUGGCGUCGAGAUUGACAAAUCCAACAUUGAUUAUGACAUAAGCUACGCGCAUGGCAUGUGCUCGCUCGAGGUUGAAAAUUGCCUGCGAAAAAUUCACGGCGGGAAGUUUACUUGUAGAGCCUCUAAUACCAUGGGUGCCACUGAAACCAGCUGUACUGUUCAUAUUUAUGGUGACUCUGAAAAUUCCUCCACCCCCUCCUCCCUGACCCAGAUGAACAAAUCGAGGAGGAGGUUUUCAUACAGCGGCAGUGGCAGCCACAGCAGCAUCAGCAGCUUCAGUAGAGGGGAAAUCCCAUCCUAUACAUCACGUGGUAUAGGGGAGAUUUCAUCUUAUACGUCACGCGUUACGCCUGUGACGUCAUCGUACCUUUCGACCAAUAGCGUUGUGGGUUCGUCCGGUUCUAAAUAUAUCCCCACGUACGCUAGGAGGCUGUCCAGAAGUUCCAUUGAGAGAUUGUGAUAGAAAAAAAGACAGAAAAGGAGUAUAUUUGCUCUCAUCGUUGCCUUUCAUCAUCACCAUCAUCAUCAUGACGUCAUCAUCAUCAUCGUGACGUCAUCAUCAUCAUCGUGACGUCAUCAUCUUCAUCAUCAUCAUCGUGACGUCACUGCGACUAAAGUCUUCAUUUGGCGGACUUGCUUUUUUUCUCUCACAAAUUUUCCAACAUUUAAAUUCACUUUUAAAUUUUUUCAAAUUGAUUUUGAAAAACAAGAGGCUUUAAUAUUGCUAUGGCGACGUUGUUUUUUAUUUAAACGAAAAAUUUUAAAAAUAUUUUUAAUAAAUAUUUAAAUUAAUAAUAAAUCAUAUUAUUUAAUUAUUUAUCUAUUUAUUUAACAAAUUAAUAUUACAUUUUGGUCACGUGUCAUACGAUUAUCUUAUAAAAAUUGUUUUUAUUGUA